This is a messenger RNA of Acipenser ruthenus (sterlet), 2215 nucleotides long. Its product is annotated as uridine phosphorylase 2-like. The transcript is spliced from 8 exons. Gene Ontology annotation, molecular function: uridine phosphorylase activity. The coding region runs from base 109 to 1050 and encodes 313 amino acids. Gene Ontology annotation, cellular component: cytosol; cytoplasm. NCBI's taxonomy places the organism in Eukaryota, Metazoa, Chordata, Actinopteri, Acipenseriformes, Acipenseridae. Gene Ontology annotation, biological process: uridine catabolic process; nucleotide catabolic process. The record is from RefSeq and is a predicted model, not a curated record.
UUUCAUUCCCUGCAAUCAAAGAGCAAAACGAACGUGUUGGGUAUAUUUGACCAAAUCAGUUUACCAAAUAUCACGAAGACAUCUCUUCUUAGAAAGGAGCUAAAAAUUAUGGCACCAAUUUUACUCAAUGUUGGCAAUGAAAGUACUGAUUAUCUUGAACAUGGACUGGUACAUGUUAAAAACCCUCACUUAGAUUUCAUGGAGGAGGACAUUCUUUAUCACUUUAACCUAGGAACCAAAACUCACAAUUUGCCUGCAAUGUUUGGAGAUAUAAAGUUCGUCUGCGUUGGUGGAAGUGCCAAUAGAAUGAAAGCUUUUGCCCAGUUCAUAUUCAAGGAGCUGGAGUUGAAGGGAGACUGCAAUGAUAUCGAUGACAUCUGUGCUGGGACAGACAGAUACUCCAUGUACAAAGCUGGGCCUGUGCUCUCCAUAAGUCAUGGAAUGGGGGUUCCUUCCAUCUCUAUAAUGAUGCAUGAACUUAUAAAACUUUUGCACCAUGCCAGAUGUCGGGAUGUGACGCUCAUUCGCAUUGGUACUUCAGGUGGUGUGGGUCUUGAGCCUGGAACUGUUGUAAUUACAGACACAGCAGUGGACUCUUUCUUCCAGCCUCAGUUUGAACAGGUGGUGCUGGGCAAAGUAAUUGUCAGAAGCACUCAACUAGAUGAGAACUUGGCUCAGGAGUUACUGCAAUGUGGUAAAGAGAUCCCUAACCUGCCUACUGUUCUUGGAAACACCAUGUGCACCCAUGAUUUUUAUGAAGGUCAGGGGCGUUUAGAUGGAGCAUUGUGCUCAUUCUCUACUGAAGAUAAACUGGAAUACCUGAGAAAAGCACACGAGGCUGGUGUAAGAAACAUUGAAAUGGAAUCCACUGUAUUUGCAGCCAUGUGUCGUGUCUGUGGACUGAAAGCUGCCGUUAUCUGUGUGACCUUGCUGGAUCGAUUUAAAGGUGACCAGAUUUCAACACCACAUGAACUUCUACUUGAAUAUCAACAGCGUCCUCAGUAUCUGGUGUCACAUUUUAUCAAGAAACAUCUUGGGCUUCAUAAUUAAUAUAUAUUUUGCUACAUAACGGAUUGUUUACUUGUUAUUAUUGAUAUUUGUUAUGUACAUAAUUGAGUUUUCUGUAAAUAAUAUAUGUGGAUGUUUAAUAUAUAUAUUCUAUGUUAACUGUGAUAUGUUUCUAUCUGAUGAUAAUGAUUAUACUGUAUGUAUAUUUUUGUUGCAAUAAUAAAUAUUUCUAGAAUGUGGGAUUUAACAAGCUAAAAUGUUUAUAACCAAAUUAAGCAUAAGGAAAAAUACAGUACACAACUAACCCGGCAGUCCUUUUUCACGAUGGUCUCAUUUUAAUGAACCUGUUGCUUAAAUUAACCUAAUGCUACCCACUUAAAUUAUAUGGAAUUGGUCAAGAUUGAUAGUAAACGCAAGUUGAGGGGUUAUAUAGAUUUUAUGAUUCAAAUCCUUUUGUCCUAGAAAUAUUUAUACUGAGGAAAAUCCUGUAUUAUUUGAGGUUUCUCAUAAUUAUAGAUGAACACCCACUGUGCAGUCCAGCUAUGGACAUAGUUAUUUUUCAUUCUAUAAUGCUUAAAAGAAUAGAUUUGGUCAGGAAUCUAAUUAUUCUAAAACUAUAGUCAUUCCACAUGCACUUCAAGGUGUCUGCCAUGGUGCAUAGCAAACAACAUCCAGAUCUUUUACUCCAGAGAAUGUGUUGGUUCAUUCAAUAUGGGAUGAAUAAUCUUACCUCUAUAAAUGAAAAAAAGCCAGCUAAUUAGCAAAUGCCUGGGAGAGUUGUCUAAUGAUUAUCAUACAUUGAGGCCCAAUUUCUCAUACCAUCUGACAUGAAAUACAAUAAAAGCCUCAUAGUUUUCCACACACCUAGUAGGUCAAAUGUAUUACAGCAUAGUUAUAAACUACCCUGUAGUUGCCCUAUUUCUAGGUUUAGUUUAGAAAUGUAACAUAAAAUAAUUUAUUUCAGCUGAUCUCAAAUUUAAGUUGUCAUGACUAAAUUAUAUCUUAUCAGCUCAUUAGGUAGGACUGACCUCUCAUUUACUUGACCAUGUUUGUCCUUAAAAAAUACACACAUAAAACACUACUUUGGAGCAGUCAGUUCUAGUACAUGUAAAACAAACAUCUUGCAACAACCAACACAAGAUACUCUUGCAUGUCUGUUAGGCAAAAUCAGAUUAUAAAAAAGGACAAGCAGUGCGGAGUAGUGAUU